UCGGCUUCAAUUUUUCAAUCAGUAAGGCGACUUACUUAUAAAAACAAAGUACUGAGCUGCAUAACGUUAAAGGUUAACUAUGAAGUUCUCCAAUAAAUUGCUUCUCUGUUUUUAUGCACUGGCAAUAUGCGACUGGAUAUUGGCCGCUCCAGAACCUAAGGGCAAGCUCAACAAGACUCUCGAAGAGGUUACUAAAGCGGAUUUCAUAUAUUUUAAUGAGGACCCCAUUAUUACAAGUGAAGAGAAAGCAAUGGAUAGACAAAUAGAGAUGCUCAAUUCGAUAUUAGUUUGGCCCUUUAAGUUCUUUUGCGAUGUGCUGAAGAACGGCUUGAAAGACUGGGAGUACUUGGCAACUCGGGAUUUCGUAGAACGAAGCAAAAAAUGGAUUAAGGGGUAGGUGGAGUCCCAAAGAAGACCAUAGAGAGUUAUACAUACAAUACGCAACCGAACUAUAAAAAUCAAUCACUUUUAGAACACAACAAUACAUUUAAUUUUUAUACAUUAUAAAAUUUACACUAUUAGCAUAAGCAGCUACAUUGUAUUAAAUGGUGAAUGGGUUAUGGAUUAUAAAAUUGUUUUAGCAGCC
Molecule: messenger RNA, 586 nt
Organism: Drosophila biarmipes
Lineage: Eukaryota; Metazoa; Arthropoda; Insecta; Diptera; Drosophilidae
Exons: 2
Coding region: 80-397 (105 amino acids)
Source: RefSeq, a predicted model, not a curated record